Messenger RNA from Drosophila innubila, 968 nucleotides. Its product is annotated as circadian clock-controlled protein. The record is from RefSeq and is a predicted model, not a curated record. The coding region runs from base 67 to 822 and encodes 251 amino acids. Lineage: Eukaryota; Metazoa; Arthropoda; Insecta; Diptera; Drosophilidae. The transcript is spliced from 3 exons.
GUUUACAUUGGAUUUAUUUACUGCAAGCUGAAUUUUUUGAAUUUGAAUUCGAGCUCUAAAGUCAACAUGAAAAAGUUGUAUUUAUCAAUCGCCAUUUAUUACUUUCUAAACACGGCUGUGAAAAGCGCUUUACUACCUAGUGACUUAGAGAAAUGCCGUUAUGGUGACUCCUCUUGCAUUAUAAAAAGCAUCAAUGACCUAAUUCGACGUUAUCCAAAGGGCAUACCUGAGAUGGGACUACCACCAUUAGAUGCGACUCCGCUGAAUGAUAUCCCAAUACUAAAUUCAUCUUAUCGCGGUCCGAUCUGGUUAACGUUUCACAUGAGGGACACUGUAAACAAGGGCUUUAACAAUGCAACAGUAACCCAUGUUGCGGGAUUCAAUCGAGAUCCAAGAAAGGAAAAACUUGUGAUUAAAGCACGCAUUCCAAGACUUAUCCAUGAGGCGACCUACGAUAUGCAGGGUCAGAUUAUGUUGUUCAAAUCAAAUACAACCGGAAAACUGCAGUCGGAUUUUCAAAAUGUUAACGUUACGCUCACCUUUAAGAUUAUACUUGAAUAUCGCAACAACAAGCGAUAUCUCAAGAUAUAUGAACUGGUGCCAUUAGUUUCAUUAGAUCGCUGGAUUAUUUUGCUAGAUAAUCUAUAUAAGGAAAAUAUCGAUUUAACAGUUAUUUUAAAUCGUGUAUUUAAUGAACACUGGGUGGAGUUAUGGAAUGAUCUUGAACCUGGACUUAUGCAUGCCUUUUCCUUGGCAUUUUCUAGGAUACUUAAUAAGGUGUUUGAGAAUGUCGCUUAUGACGAUUUGUUUCUACCGGAUUGAGCUUGGUGCAAAUGUCUAAAAUGUUAUAAAAUUAUUUAGUAAGUAGUUUCGGAGUCAUAGAGUAUACGCUGUGUAUUAUUGAUACUAGUAAAAAUUUAUUCAAAAUGUCUUAAACACAUUUUUAUUAAAUUUUAAAAUGAAUUUAA